ACUACAAUCUACAACUAUAAAUUUGAAACAGAGUCAAUUGGAACCAACGAAACCUGUGAUGUGACCCCAAGUAAAGGCACGAAAGGAGAAACUAAAUUUGAUAUUGUUUGCUCUUAUAACGUGGAGUCAAACUUCAUAUAUGAAUUUUAUGAUAAAACUUCCGAAGAAGCUGAUGAAAAAACUAUAUUUAAUGGAAGAAUGUUGGGGACUACGUAUCGAGGAGAGUUACAUGAAGUCAAACUAACAAGAGGCAACGUCUUUGUGUAUCUAAUAAAUAAUCAGAAUGGACUUUCACUCAGUAAACGUAUUUCCGUAACUCUAACUGAUUUGGAAAUGUCAGACUCUGAUUUGGAAGAGAGAUAUGACUCAAUAGAAGACAGUCUAUUGGCGGGGGAUAAUUUAAAGGGUCUACAGACUAUAUCUUACAUCGCGGACAUCAUACCUCCUGACAAGGAUAAGAGUGCGGUUUUAAACAGACUACUUGAAUACGUCACUCAGGUUUCAGUUACGACACUUUCGGAUGUGAAGAUGUGCACCUCAACAUUAACCAAUGUAUUAGUAGCUCUUAAUACACCCACUCAGUUGGAAUUGAGUCCAAAUAUGAUGAUGGACACUAUGGAAGUGAUCAAUACACAAGCAAAUAUGUUUCAGCGAUUUGUUUUUGAUAGAGUUAUUUCACAGUGGAUGUCUGCUGAAGAAAUUAGACAAGUGGCUUCAGUUAUACUUACAUGUCUUAAUGCUGGGUUAAUGUGCAAGGAUCCAAGAACAGAGAAUGUCCCACCAGAUGACUUUAAACUAAAACUUCUAAACGAGUUAAGAAGAGUAUCAAGAUUUGCAGAGGAAAUAAUAGAACUAACCAAAAAGGCAGUAAGCUACGUACAAAAUUCAGGGCAGCCACCUUCCAAAGUGGCAUCUAAGGGAGAUGAGACAGUUAUGUGGGCAAUGGAAGAUGACGACUCUUAUCCCAUGAAUGACAUUUUGACACAAAACACAGAUAUACCUGUAAACAUUUCCAAUGUUCUGUUCCGAAGCCUACAGAAACAAGCAACACCAGGAACAAACUUGGCACUUUUGGUUACACGCCUUACGGAUAACAUAUACUGGUGGCGUACGUCUGAUAUCAGAUCAGAUUUUAUAUCAAUUUCUCUUAACCAGCACUUUCAACAUAAAAUAGAUGCAAUAACAGAACUUACUACACCUCUGGACUUUAAAGUUAAAUUAAACAAAGACGUGGAGAGUGUUACAGUUACCGGCAUCACCACUCAGUUAGAUCCCAACAUGACUGAACUGGAUCUGGAACUAACACUAAACAUCCAUAGAAUCGACUGUCCUUCUAGAAGCCUUACGUCAAUUAAGUUUAACUUCCCUCCAACUAACUCUUCCUUGCGAGCAAGUAUAUUUAGUUGUACAUAA
Messenger RNA from Homalodisca vitripennis (glassy-winged sharpshooter), 1413 nucleotides. RefSeq lists its product as uncharacterized. The record is from RefSeq and is a predicted model, not a curated record. Bases 199 to 1413 code for a protein of 404 amino acids. Lineage: Eukaryota; Metazoa; Arthropoda; Insecta; Hemiptera; Cicadellidae. The transcript has 9 exons.